CUACAGCAGGCAGAGUGCAGCGAGGUGCCUGUCGCCGCCGCCAUGCCGUUCCCAUUUGGGAAGUCUCACAAGUCUCCAGCAGAUAUCGUGAAGAACCUGAAGGAGAGCAUGGCUGUGCUGGAGAAGCAAGACAUUUCUGACAAAAAAGCAGAAAAGGCCACAGAAGAAGUUUCCAAAAAUCUGGUUGCCAUGAAAGAAAUUCUCUAUGGCACAAAUGAAAAAGAGCCGCAGACGGAAGCAGUGGCACAGCUCGCUCAAGAACUGUAUAAUAGUGGGCUCCUGAGCACCCUGGUGGCGGACCUGCAGCUCAUUGACUUCGAGGGCAAAAAAGAUGUGGCUCAAAUUUUCAACAAUAUUCUCAGAAGACAAAUUGGUACAAGAACUCCUACUGUUGAAUACAUCUGCACCCAACAGAAUAUUUUGUUCAUGUUAUUGAAAGGGUAUGAAUCUCCUGAAAUAGCUCUAAAUUGUGGAAUAAUGUUAAGAGAGUGCAUCAGACAUGAACCACUUGCAAAAAUCAUUUUGUGGUCAGAACAGUUUUAUGAUUUCUUCAGAUAUGUCGAAAUGUCAACAUUUGACAUAGCUUCCGAUGCAUUUGCCACAUUCAAGGAUUUGCUUACAAGACAUAAGUUGCUCAGUGCAGAAUUUUUGGAACAACAUUAUGAUAGAUUCUUCAGUGAGUAUGAGAAGUUACUUCAUUCAGAAAAUUAUGUGACAAAAAGACAGUCACUCAAGCUUCUCGGUGAACUAUUAUUAGACCGACACAACUUCACAAUUAUGACAAAAUACAUCAGUAAACCUGAGAACCUCAAAUUAAUGAUGAAUCUUCUACGAGACAAAAGUCGUAACAUCCAGUUUGAGGCCUUUCACGUUUUUAAGGUGUUUGUUGCCAACCCUAACAAGACACAGCCCAUCCUAGACAUCCUCCUCAAGAACCAGACCAAACUCAUAGAGUUCCUCAGCAAGUUUCAGAACGACAGGACCGAGGACGAGCAGUUUAAUGACGAGAAGACCUAUUUAGUUAAACAGAUCAGGGACUUGAAGAGACCAGCUCAGCAAGAAGCCUAACUCCCCAUAAACAUCCGAAAUAUUAAAUCCAAACCCAGCACCUGCUGUUAGCUCGUCAGCACCAGGCACUCUCACCGAUUCAUGAGGAACAUUAUGCUAGUCUGCUGUUAAGUGAACGGUUUUUCAUUUUAUCUUGUUUUGUUUUUUUAGUCCAUCUUGGAGAACGUAGCUGCUGCUUUCUUGCACACUAGAGCACACGUGGACUUUCUCUUGAUCUUUGUGUCAUUUCAGAAUUCAGAGACCCUGUUUGCUGUAGGAGUUCUGAACACGGCUAGGUUCGUGAGGGCAAAUGUAGGGGUGAUAGUGUGACGGAGGGGCGGAAGGCAUGAUUGGGUCAGAUUAAACCUGCAGGUUUGCACUUAUGUUAAAGAGCUGGGCGUGGAUUCUUGGUGAGAUUGUCUGCCUUCACUACAGGAAGAUCGUGCAGCGCUGUAUUUGGAAUCAGGGGAACUGUACCCACGAUGUGAGCUUUUGGGUGGUUAAAGUUGACGUGCGAAUAAAUUGAUACUGAAACUUAGCAACUUCUUAAAAGUGUGACGCUUCAUAAGGUCAUAAGGAAAAUGUAUAUACGCUUUUCACGGCUUUCUAGAAUUUUUUGACAUUUGAUUUUCUUGAGACUUGUAAACCUGGAUAUGUUGGAAGGUAUUUGUUAAUUUCCCUUUUGGAAGGUCUUUUCAAACAGUAGAGCUAGCAACGACACCUCGCAUUUCAUUUCAACAAUGCUUACAGGUUUCUUUUGUAUAUAAUUCUUAGAAUGCUCAUUUCUUUUAAAUGAUUUAAUUUGUACAGCAGAGGAAUGUUAUUGUAUUAGUAUGUAACUAUUACCUAAUAUUGAGUCUUUGCAAAAAAAAUGAAUGCUCAUAUGUAAUUGAAAUACUUCAGAUCACAUGAAAAUGCUGAUUUAACAUUUAAGUAUCACAGCAUUAAAAGACAAAAGUAAACCAAUCCUUUGUAUUCAGUUAUCUAGUGGGGUGCCAUCAAUAGGGUACAAUACAGACUUGGAACUCAGUCAGCCCUCUUUCCUGCAUAGUACUGGCCUUAUUCAUUUAAAAUGAGUUUCCUCAAUCUAUGAAUGAUACUGAUUAUGCGAAAUUAACGCUGAUUCUCUGUGUGGGAAACCUCAGUAGAGCACCUUUUCUUCUUUAGAGUAAGUCAUCCAGUACAGUAGUUGUGGAACUGAAUCAUUAAACUUCGGCUUCUCUUAGGAAAAGAAGAGUUCCUAGUCACAGGUGUCCUAUGGGGAAAUUUAUUUUUUUUUAAUGUUCUAUUCCUUAAUGCUGCAAAUUAUCAGUAUUUAUAAAGUAACUGAUUUUGCACCACUUUUUUGUUACUGUGACCACGGCAGAGCAACAUCUCCUAGGAUAUAUCUAUGUAAAGUUAUUAGAAUGGUAUCUGUUCAUCUUAGUGAUACAAAGAUCACAACUUACAAUCAGAGUUUGCCAGUUUGAAUUUAGCAUGGCUGUGGCUGACUAAGAAAUUUACAUGAUUAUUCUUUGCUAGCCUCUCCUACUAAUUGAAUUAUUUAUCGGCCAGUAAAAAGAAACUCCCAAGUGAUGCUUCAGCAGGUUGCAAGACCUCCUUCUAGGAACACCAGUUAAGAAAAUAGCUCCAGAAAAUAUAGAUGUAUUUUAUUCUAUUUAAUUAAAUGGCAGUCGGCAUUGGUUUUCCUGAGGCUGUCUUUACCAAAAUCUGUGUAAAAUCAUUCAUAUUUUUCCAUUGGAAGUAGGGGAAGUGAUCUAAGCUUCUUGAGUUGAAAAUAUCAAGACGUUCGGGAAGGCAGACCUGGCCGUGAAGCCUCCUGGUUCUGUGUCCAGUGCUGGGUGUCAGGUUUCAGGGGAGAACAGUAAUUACACCGGGUGGAAGGAAGGUUUCCUGCCAAGCUGGUUCUUAGAACUGGAAACGACAAACAGCUUCCACUCCGUGACGUCAUCAUAGCACUAGAGCGUGGAGGACAGUGAGGGCAGCGUGUCAAAACACCGUGUGGUACAUCGCAUUGGAAUCUGGACAUAGUUAAGAUUUUGGGGUUGUUGUUUUUUUGUUUGUUUGAUUUUAAACAAAAAUGUGAAAACAUUCAAAGUUGAAAAGUUGCAUUUAAAGUUAUGAUCCUUUAAUAUAUUCAUGUUACCAAAACUAUUAAACUGGAGGUGUUUCUCUUUGUGUCAUAAAGGUUUAAUUUUAUAUAAGUCAGUUAUUCCAUGUGAUUUUUAACCCUUAGAAAGAGGUGGAGAUGGAGACACCUGUUAACAAUGCCGUGAGAGCAUUUCCUUUCUCCUGAAGAAAAGUAAUUUCUUAUCAGACUAUGGCUGGCCCUGUAAUUUAAAUUAAAAUAAAAUUUUGGAGAAACAGCA
Molecule: messenger RNA, 3416 nt
Organism: Myotis brandtii (Brandt's bat)
Lineage: Eukaryota; Metazoa; Chordata; Mammalia; Chiroptera; Vespertilionidae
Gene: CAB39
Product: calcium binding protein 39
Exons: 8
Coding region: 43-1068 (341 amino acids)
Biological process (GO): intracellular signal transduction
Molecular function (GO): protein serine/threonine kinase activator activity
Source: RefSeq, a predicted model, not a curated record